This is a messenger RNA of Sphaeramia orbicularis (orbiculate cardinalfish), 2180 nucleotides long. Its product is annotated as zinc finger protein 260-like. The record is from RefSeq and is a predicted model, not a curated record. Bases 1 to 1935 code for a protein of 644 amino acids. The transcript has 5 exons. Lineage: Eukaryota; Metazoa; Chordata; Actinopteri; Kurtiformes; Apogonidae. Gene Ontology annotation, biological process: regulation of transcription by RNA polymerase II. Gene Ontology annotation, molecular function: DNA-binding transcription factor activity, RNA polymerase II-specific; RNA polymerase II cis-regulatory region sequence-specific DNA binding.
AUGAAUUUCCUGGAUAUGGACUUUUGGAACUGGGAGGAGAGCAUGUGCAACAGAACAAGGUGCUCGUGGAUAUGCACCCAGACGGAGAAUAACAGCGGGAACCGUGGAGACGUCCAGCAGCUGUCGGUGGAUAAAGAAGACAUUCCUCCAGAGCAGCAGGAGUGGAAUCCCAUUGUGGACCUGGAGGAACCAGAACCAGAGCCCCCAUGCAUUAAAGAGGAACAGGCGGAGCUGUGGACCAGCCAGGAAGCUAAUAUCCCCAAGUUCCCAUCCACUCCUGUCCCUGUGAAGAGUGAAGAUGAUGAGGAGAAAGUGAAGUCCUCACAGUUUAAUCAAGUACAAACUGAUGAGACUAUAGUGGCAUCAAAUGAACUGGACUGUGGAGGAUCAGAACCAUCCUGCAGCUUCCAUCCACAUAGACAUUUACAAACAAAAACUGAUGAGCAGAAUGAAGACUCUGAGGAAACCGAGGACAGCGAUGAAGACCAGACCCUGAACCACAAACAUGAGUCAAAGCGUCCAACAAACAGCUCAACUGAACAGAUGGAAACAGAAACUGAUGGAGAUGACGGUAAAGGAUCAGAGCCAGACAUGAACCUGGUCCACAUGGAGAGUGUAAAGAGAAGAACCUUUGACAACGUCCAGCAGCUGUCGGUGGUUAAAGAAGAGGUUCCUCCUGAGCAGCAGGAGUGGAAUCUCAUUGUGGAUCAGGAGGAACCAGAACCAGAGCCCCCACACAUUAAAGAGGAACAGGAGGAACUGUGGACCAGCCAGGAAGUGAAUAUCACCAAGUUCCCAUCCACUCCUGUCCCUGUGAAGAGUAAAGAUGAUGAUGAGGAGAAAGUUAAGUCCUCACAGCUUAAUCAAACACCAACUGAGGAGAACAAAGUGGAAGCAAAUAAAGUGGACUGUGGAGGAUCAGAACCAGCCAGCAGCUUCCAUCCACACAGACAUUUACAAACAAAAACCGAUGAGCAGAAUGGAGACUCUGAGGAAACCAAGGACAGCGAUGAAGACCAGACCCUGAACCACAAACCUGAGUCAAAGCCUCCAACAAACAGCUCAACUGAACAGAUGGAAACAGAAAGUGAUGGAGGAUCAGAGCCAGACUUUCACCUGGUCCACAUGGAGCGCAUAAAGGGAAGAACCUUUGGCAGUAAGAGCUUACUGGAGGAACACAUGGACACUCACACGGGACAGAAACUGGUUGGUUCUUCUGAAUGUGAAGUAAUAUUUUCUCGGAAGAAAAACGUGACACAGGAAACCAACUCACCCAGAGACAUAAGGAUGAAAAAUGAUUUGAUUCUAAGUAGCCGUUCAGAAUGCAGUAAAAGAUUUAAUCAGAAGGAAGGUUUGGAGCAUCACAUGAGGCUCCACCCCGGUGAGAAACCUUUUAGUUGUUCGGAAUGUGGUCAAACAUUUACUCGGAGGUCAAGUUUGAAGAAUCACGUGAGGUUCCACACAGGAGAAAGACCAUUCAGUUGUUCAGUGUGUGGGAAAAGAUUUACCAGUAAUUCAACCUUAACUGGUCACAUAAAGAUCCACACUGGCGAGAAACCAUUUAACUGUUCAGAAUGCAGUACAAGUUUUGCUCGGAAGAUAGGUUUGGAGCAUCACAUGAGGCUCCACACCGGUGAGAAACCAUUUAGCUGUUCAGAAUGCAAUAAAAAAUUUACUCGGAAGACAGGUUUGGACCGUCACAUGAGGCUCCACACAGGAGAAACACCUUUCAGCUGUGUAGUUUGUCAGAAACGCUUCAAACGUAAACAUCAUCUUCAGAUACAUAUGAACGUCCACACGGGGGAGAGACCUUUCAGCUGUGUAGUUUGUCAGAAACACUUCACACGUAAACAUCAUCUUACAAUACAUAUGAAGAUUCACACGAAGAAUAGACAGAAUGUCACAUUCACACGGAAUCAGACCAACAGAGACUAAAGAACAUGAAGGUUAAUUAUACAGGAAUGUUUAGUGGCAAAUCUGAAUAAAUAAUUUCAACUGAUUGUUUUUUUUUCCUAUGUACAUUUUUUAGAAUUUUUUUUCCAUGUGGUGUCAUGUUUUUAUUAAAUGAAUGGAAAUAUAUCUGUCAUCUGUUCUCAUCUCUUUGUAGUUUCCAUUUCACUCAAUAAUAACCCACCUCUGUCUGAUAUCUCUGGUCAUAAAUGUACACUGCACUUAAAUGU